Molecule: messenger RNA, 1704 nt
Organism: Caenorhabditis remanei
Lineage: Eukaryota; Metazoa; Nematoda; Chromadorea; Rhabditida; Rhabditidae
Exons: 10
Coding region: 1-1704 (567 amino acids)
Biological process (GO): positive regulation of protein ubiquitination; SCF-dependent proteasomal ubiquitin-dependent protein catabolic process
Cellular component (GO): SCF ubiquitin ligase complex
Molecular function (GO): protein binding
Source: RefSeq, a predicted model, not a curated record
AUGGAAAGUCAAGAAAACAAGGAUCCUGAACAAGCUGCGAGCCCUCUCCAAAAUCAACCUGGCACUUGUCUUGUCCCGAAUGCCGAGUCUUGGGAAAUGACUGCCAUUUACGAUAUGACACGUCGUGUCACCAUGCACGACGUGAACUCUGACGUGAACUAUGAUGACAUGGAUGCAGAUGUUCAAGACUUUUUCACUGAUAGUAAUCAACCGUACUACCAUGAAAGAAACCAAUAUACAAUCGAAAAACUGCCGGACAAAGUGUUGCGAGAUAUCUUCCAGUACUUGUCACCAAAACAGAUAAACCAAGUUGGUCUGGUUUGCAAACGAUGGAGAGUUAUAUCGCAGAAUCCUUUGCUUUGGAAGUUUGUAUCGUUUCGACCGAACUAUGGAGGGAUUCAGGUAAAUCCACAAUGCAUCGACUUCUUCAUUCAGUUAAUCGGAACCAGAUUUUCUGAAUUGAGAAUUGUUGAGUUGGCUACAGAUCUUAUCACUCCAAAUGUUCUCUACGAGCUGGCCAAUAAGGCACCAAAGCUUCAGUACCUGACUCUAGAUUUCUCCACUGCCAUGCAACUUCACGACUUCACCGACCUUCAAAGUUUUCCAUCUCGUUUGAAGUCGUUGACUAUUUGUCUUUCGGAGAACAUUUUUCUGGAAGGAUUCCUCAGAAAAGUGUACACUUUUAUUUCAUCCGUUGAAACGCUCCAUAUCAUUGGAACGUAUGAGAAAGUUGAAGAUGAAGAAGAGGAAGUCUACGAGACGGUCAACAUUUUCAAACUCAAGCAGUUUUUGCCAAAUAUGAGAGUUGUCAACUUGUGGGGAGUUCCAUUUAUCACUGAUGAACAUGUCGACGCAAUUUCAUCGAAUUGUGCACACUUGGAAUGCCUUUGUGUUAACUAUUGCCCAAAAGUUACUGGCGCUUGCUUGAAAUUAGUUCUUCAGCGAUGUCGAAAGCUGAAAACCCUUUUCCUGGCUCACACGAAACUCGACAACAACAUCGUCAAAAUGGUUGACUGGGAAAAAACUCGUAUCGAAGAAUUGGAUAUUAAAGGAACCGAACUCAACUCAGAAGCUCUUAUCUCCAUCCUCACUCGACUCCCCCAUCUCCGUUGGUUGGACGCCAGUUGGUUGGAAAAUAUGACCGAUCAAGUAUUGGAAGCUUGGCAGAACUCGAAUGCGAUGGGAAGCCUUCAGUUCUUGAACAUGGACACAUGUGAUUCGAUCAAUGAGCAAGCGCUUGUUGACAUGAUCAAGAGACAUGGUCAUCAAUUUCAUGGACUUUGCCUUGGAGGACAACACAAGUUGCUUGAGUAUUUCUGGAUGAACAUGAUCCCACAAUUGAGAAAUAUUAGAGUGAUGGUAAUGGGAAUCGCGGAAGACUGUUGUCCAAAAGUUGUUGCCAAAAUUCACGUAGAUCAAUUUAUUGACUGCAUUGCUCAAAACUGCCCACGGUUAACCCGUCUUGAAGUUAGAUGGGAUGAUGAAACACUUAGAUUCUCUGAUAAAUCAAGCAAAUUUAUUGAUGUUCUCCGCAUGAAAUGUCUUAUGCUUCACUCGAUUGUGCUCUCGGACGGACAGUAUUAUGAAUUGGUGCGAAGUAACUUUGAGAGAGCUGAUCGGAUGUCGGUUGUUAGAACUACUGAAAUGUGUCGGACUGGAUUACUUCAUUGUUCCAGAUAUUUUAAUCAACUUCUUUUCAAUUGA